GUUAGUUUGUCUACUUUCGGCUGCAGUGUAGCGGAAGGCAGGAUUCAUCUCGGCAAAAGGAGAGUGGUUGGGAGUCUAUAGCUGUAUUUGCGUUAAUGUACCAUCGGCGUAUAACUACUGUUAUGAUGGGUCAAUAAGUUAGGUGGAUGGAGUGAGAAGCUGGAAUGAGAAGGCCCUGGUGUUUGAGUAAGGUUUCAGAGGUCACCAUCCCAUGUCCAGCCCUGAUUGACAGAAUCGUCUUCAUCUCUUAUUUUCUUUGCCUAAAUUCUGCAUCAUGAAGGCGGGAGGACGGGGGGCGGAGCCGCCCGUGGAGGGAGAGGUGAGUGGCAAGCGGCCGAAGCGCAAGUGUCUGCAGUGGCACCCGCUCCUGUCCAAGAAGACCCUGGACUUCUCCGAGGACGAAGAGGAGGAUGAUGAGGAGGAGCUAGAGAAGCAGCCCCCGUCACUCUGUGGAAAGAGCCAGAGCAAGGAGGCUGAGGGCGGGGUUGGGACAGAGGAAGAGGAGGAUGAGGUGGAGGAGGAAGACUCUUCGGAGCAGCGUGCCCGGCGUCCCAUGAACGCCUUCCUCCUGUUCUGCAAGAGGCACCGCUCCCUGGUGCGGCAGGAGCACCCCCGCCUCGACAACCGCGGGGCCACCAAGAUCCUGGCCGACUGGUGGGCCGUCCUGGAGCCCCAGGAGAAGCAGAAGUACACGGACAUGGCCAAGGAGUACAAGGAUGCUUUCAUGAAGGCCAACCCGGGGUACAAAUGGUGCCCCCCAUCCAACAAGUCCAUGAAGGCCCCUUCCUCUUGCGCCGGCUCCCGCAAGAAGGCCUGGCCGUUCCCUUCUGAGGUGCCCAAGGACUGCGCUGCUUCCAAGAAGCUGGCCAAGGCCGAGAGCGUCCCGCAGAUCCACUUCUCCAUGGCGGAUCCUACCAAGAUGGGGGGGCUGAGCAUGCUGCUGCUGGCCGGGGAGCACGCCCUGACAGCCCGUGAGAUCUCCUCAAAAAAGGCCCCUUUGGCUACGGACUCCACCAAGCAGACUGGGAGGUCAGACUUGGGCCAGUUAGCUGAGGUUUCCUCUGGGACCCCCCAGCCCACCGCUGUGGACUCGGCCACAGAGGCGAAGGUCUUGCAGGUGGACCCAGCCAAGACUUCUUCUGGAACAUCACGACUGGGGCCCACUGACCCCACGAAGGCCUGCGUGAGUCCUCCUGUCUUCCGCCCCCCUGAGGUAUCCAGCGGUGCCCAGGCUGCUGUACCUGAAGGCAGGCAGUGUGGACAGUCUGCUCUUUUCCAGCUGGCUGAGAUGUGUCUGGCGUCGGAGGAGAAGAAGACCGAAACCUCAGCACCACAACCAGGGGGUCAGUCCCCCGCUGCCCCCUCGACAGGCAUUGCCACGGAGACGGUCGCUAGGGAACAGGCCGGUGACGCUCGGGGAGCCCCUCUGUCCUCCCCCUCCGUCUCUUCCUGCUCCUCCUCCUCUCUCUCCGCCUCCUCCACCCCAACCAACGACACACCCCCUCCGCUCAGCCAGCCCCACGCCCCGAAGAAGAAGAAGAAGAAGAAGAGGGAAGGGUGCGGUGCCGGAGAGGGCGGAGCCAGCAAGGCCGAGGGCCGGAGCGCGUGCCCCCCCGCCAAGCCCUGCAAGAGGAGCCCGUCCUCGGAGUCCGACCUGGAGAGCCUCAUCGACACCAUCGACGCCGUCGCCAAGGGGUCCUGGGGCGUCGAGGACGACAGGAAGAAGCCCCUCCCACCCGCAGACCCCAGCUUCACGAAGAGGAAGUCGAGGCCCAAAGCCAGGAAGCCCGUCAAGGCGCAAGAGGAGGAACGGGAAGAGGAGGAGGACCGCAAGCCUGUGGAUGCGCACGUGCCCAUGGCCUGCCCUGGGUCUGAUGGAGAAGGGGAGGAGCCCAACGUGAAGACAGAGCCCUCAGCCGGUGCAGAGGAGGUGCUGGCUCCACCAAGCCCCUUAGCCAUGCCCAUGAAGAGUGAGGAUAAGAUGGUCAAAUUGGAGAGCUGUGGCUCCAGGAAGUCGGAGAGGACCUGUAAGGGGGCCCUGUACAAGACCCUGGUGUCUGAAGGAAUGCUCACCUCACUGAGGGCCAAUGUGGACAGAGGAAGAAGAGGCUCUGGCAGAGGGAGUGUCUCAGACGUAGAGGGCAGCUGGCCUGAGGAGAGCUGGACCUUAACUCCGCCAGGAGGCAACAAUGGCAAGAAGCUUAAGAAGUCUAAAUCAAGAGACGAGCCUGGCCCUGGUCUCGGGAAGCUGGAGGAGGAGUUUGAGAAGAAGUUCAACAGCCUGCCUCAGUACAGCCCCCUGGCCUUCGACAGGAAGAGCGCCUGCAUCACCAAGAGGAAGAAGAGCUGUGAGGAGGAAGAUGAAGAUCCGCCCGUACCUGUCAGAGGUUCAUCUCCAUCUCAGAAAAAGAAUUUGUUCCACAAGAUUGUUAGCAAGCAUAAGCACAGAAAGGAACAGCCCGCUACCAUGGAAAAAGCCAUGCUGGCUCAAACCUCCGCAGCCAUGUCAGCUGAAACCCUGCCCGCUCCACAUCCAGACCAGACAGCCAAACAUGCUGUGCCCUGCCCCGCCCUGUACCCAGAGGGCCAGUCUGGGGCGGAGACGCUGGUGGGCAGCCAGAAGAGGAAGGCGAGGAAGAGGAAGAUAACUCACCUGGUGCGCACAGCUGACGGCAGGGUGUCCCCGGCAGAGGGAGACCGAGCCAGAGAGGCACAGAAUCAGGAGGAAAAGCCAUCGACCCAAAAGAGUUUAUGCAACGAAGACCAGUCAGUGCAGCAUGAGGCAUGCACUGCCACUGCAGUCCCCGCCGACCGGCCCGGUGUGUCCGGCCUCCCCGCGUUUUUCAGUCUGGCCGCACUGGCAGAAGUGGCAGCCAUGGAGAACGUGCAACGAGGCCCGCACUCUGCCAGUCUGCCUCAGGAGGGCCAGUCCAAGGAGAUUGCACAGACCCACGUCCUCAUAUCCUGUGGCGACCAGUGAGGACGGACGGACAGACGGACAGAUGGACACUGCGCUCUUCUCUUCUCCUCCCCCCGAGCCCUGGGAUUGCGAGACGGACCGGAGCUUUGGGUGAGCCUGGCUGGGGAUGAGCGUGGGGAGGAGGGGUGGGCCACCCGUCAGACGCUUCCAUUAGAGGGAGCUCUCGGGUAGCCCUCUCUGAAGGAGGAACCCAGCCCCACCCAGGAGUUUGGCUCUUCCAUCAGGUGGCUACAAUUGGUGGCAUUGCUCAACGGAGGGCUUCUGGGAUUGCACAGGAAAAAGGCAUUUGAAGGACCUCUGUGUACUCUGUGUAUCCUACCCCUACGGACGUUCUUUUCCUUCAGUGCCGCCUCAUCACCUCUGCGAGACCUUGGCUGCCCUUGUCUGACCCUCUUUGAAUAAGCCCCGCUAUUGUCCUGAACACCUCCCUUAACCAGACUGGCACAAUGUGGGUCGAUAUCCUUCAAGACCUCAAAAUGGCUUCCAAAUGUUACCUCCCUCUCUGCUUCUUAGUCCGUUACUGUGGCUCAGAUUCAGUGUCUCAGGUGCUUGAUGUCUAGCGGACUCCGGAAACAAAGUCACUCACUCCAGUUUCUACAAAUUCAAGUCAUCCUGCCACCGCCGGCAAUGACAUUCACAAGCCCGGAGUCUUUGGUCACAAACUUUGUUUCCUUUGGUUUGCAUCAUCGCAUUUAUCUUAACUGUUUAGUCCAACGAGGGUAUAUUCAUGAUUUUGAUUGGACAAUCAUGCCCAUUUUACCACAAUGGAGUGAUGUUUGUGCACAUAAAUUAACCACAAUCACUACAAAUAACACUGAUGUGAUGUUCUCCUUUUCCCUUCAUUACAACUUAAAAUUAAAGGCAGACUAUUAUUAUGCAAUACACAGCAUAUAGUUCAGAUUUCAUUCAAAGCUUUCAUAUACCUAACAGCUACAAUAUCUAGUGUUAAGAGCAGAACCGGAAUCUACUAACAUGUAAGAUUCACAUAAUUAUGUAAUGUUUAUUAUGUCCACUGAUCAGCAUAUUUAGUCUGUGGACAGAUUUACAUUUGACAAUUCAAAGCAUAAUUCAGAUGAAAUGCAUUUUUGUCAGCUCGGUAGACUAGCAUCUACCGUAGAUAAAUGGUCCAGUUGUGUGUUGCUAGUUUCCUAAAGCAAAUAGUGUAAUAACACAGACACUGCACAAUUUCUUUUGAGCUUGAAAAAGGCUGUUUUGUUUAAAAACAUUUGUAAUUUCUUUCCUGUUUCAUAUCAUUUCUAAUUCUGUGUUUUCACUGAAUGUUUUUAACUCCUUUAAAUCUCUAAAAUUAACUGACAACUUAAAAAAUGCUGUUAGAUUCUAGAAAGCUGGAAGCUUAGAUUCUCAAACGCUGACUGAAUACUGCUUUAUAGAUACUACUUUAUUUCAAUCACAGCACAUAGUCGAAUUGACUUGAAAUACCCAGACGUGGGUUCCAUUCCACAUUGUGUACAGAUAUGUAUGUUUUUCUUUGGGAGCUUUUAUUUUGACAGGGAGGGCUGGUUUUACUGUGAGAUGCUGUACCCCUGUGUCAGCUCAGUUUUAAAGCUACUGUCUGGUAUACCACUUUUCACAUUUCCAUUUAGGGUUUCUAUAUUUAAAAAAAUUGCAACUAUAUGAUCCUUAUAGUUCAUCAUUUGGUCAAAAAUAUAAGGGGCGAAAUAUGUUUUUUAAAUAAGACAUGGUGUUUGACCGGAUACAUUAGAAUGCAUUACUCUGUCCCAAACCUGCUCAUUCUCUACAGCUGGGAGUAUUUGCAGUUCUUCACAGACAGGUACAAAUGGCUCAUUAGCUAAACCAGAUAGCUUUCUGUGCUACUCUGGAGAAUCCGGAUUGGGCCUUGUUAGUUAAUCGAGUAAGUAUGCAGAAAUAUGCCACCCAUACAGUUAACAAUGACCAUGGCUGGUGGAAGGAGCCAGAAAUCUGUCUGUGAACUGUGACUAGCUCCUGUAGCUGUUUAGAAACUGUCUCAGUCAGUACAAGUCGGCAAGUUUUUUUACUCUUCAGCCGUUGAAGGACAAGUCUGACGUAAUUGUAUUAUUUUCCAUAUUGUCAACAUAUCCAAUGAGAGUGUUUUUGUCUGACAUUCUCCAACCCGGUUUAUUACUCAACCAGAAAGUCAUUAAUUCAGGUUGUGUGCUAAAGUAACUUAAUGCAGCUCAGAAAGUCUUAUUUUUAUUUUCAGAAAACACAACCCAUUGCCACAAAAAACUGACCGGUGUAGUUUUCCCCAAAUGUACUUAAAACGGAGCAAAUUUCUUAUUUUGACAGCCACUAUUUUCAGUAUUUCAGUGAAAACUUCCACAUGGAAAAAGCAAUCGAUGUCGCUUGAAGUUGGUUCAGUAAAAAGAACAAAAGCCUGGUUCACUGGACACUUGCGGGUAUGCGGGUAGGAUAAAUUCAUUGUAGGUUUCAGUUUUCAUGUGUUGACCAUACUGGAAAAAUUGAAUUACGGCAGUUUGUUGCACUACUGUGGCUGACCACAGACAUUCCCCCCCUAAGGUUUCAUAGGCCCUGUCAUAGAUUAGUGGUGCUGCUUGUCAGGCCUUACUGACGUCCAUACAUCACUUCCCACUCUUGUUUUUAUAAGCUUGUCUUUGAUAGGUUUAUAAGCUUGUCUUUGAUAGGUUUAUUUUAUUUUUUGGUUCUCCGGUCAACAUAUAUUUUCCUCCCAUAAUAUUUUCCGUGAGUUUCAGUGGUACCUUUUUCAUAAAAACGAUUAAUAAUUUUUGCGUGUGGUAGUUUAGGACCAUUGUUUUAUACAUUUAUAUUCUUGACUUUAGAGUUUCUUUCCCUUGGUACCCAGUUUACAGGAUUAUUAUGACUGUUCUCAAAGAAAAAAAAUCUGAGCAAAAUACAAAAAAAAGAGAGUGCCUAUAGUAACCUGAAUCGGAGAUUGGAGAGUAGUGGCCCCUGACUCAUUCCUUGCUUGUGAAUCUAUGAAAUUCCUCAAGCUUUGCUUGUUGAGCAUUGUGGAAAUGAACAGAGCACAGUCUCUUCAAUGUGCAGUCUUCAGAUUAGUGCAGUUGAAACCAUGACUCCCGGUACUAUAGUGCAAUACAAUGGAAGAAAUUAUUUUUUUUACAGUACUAUAUCUUCACAUUUUUUGGAGAGUGGAACUAAAUACUCCUUUAAGGUAUUUAGCAGCGGUACUCUUUGUGAGCCAUCAGGUAAAGUUUAACUUGAUCUACUUCUAUUCGAUUGUGCAGGUUUGGUAUAAAUCAUGAUUAUAAUGCAAAACUAUUUAGAGCCAGUUUAUGCUAUGAAGGUACAGGACAAAUACUGAAAUAUAAUAUAUUUUCUAAAGACAGAUUCAAAGGAUAAUAGUUUCAAGAGACAUAUUUAUAGAUAAUGGAAAAUGAUUUUCCACAAAGUACUUCCAGUCCAGGCUUUUCUUGCACAAUGCUUACAUUUCAUAUUUUUGCCAUCAUUAGACUGGAUUUGCAAAAAAAGCUAAGACAUAAUUCGUAGUAAAUAAUUGUUCAUUUUUAAGAUUACUUAUUGAGAAUGCCUCAAACUGCCAAAUGUUUGCCAUGAAGCUAAACAAAUAAUAUAUAUAUUCAUGUCUUCCCCAAAAAAUCGUCUCCUUAAGUCCUGCACUUAGUAAAGAUGUUUCCCUGAGAUCUAGCACUUAUCACACAACUGCAGACUGAUCUAUCUAUGAACAAGUUUGGACUAGAACUAUGAACACUCUUAACAAUGCAUCCUUUUUUGCAAACAUUUGCCAAAGAGAAGGGAACAGUGUCUUUGAAUGGAACUAUAGUGAGGAAAUAUUUAGUUUAGCCUUUGCACUGAAAUUUGUAGGCGCAAUUGUCUUCAGGUAACGUGUAUAUAUCCAUAACUCACUUCCUAACAAUAUUUCUCCCUGAAUGCUCCUCUGUCCUAAGCUGGUUGUAGGAACAGUUUAGAAAUAAAUGUCAUCGCCUUUUAGAAGACACCCGUUUUAGAAGAUACAUUUUGCACCUUAAACUCUAAACCAAAUGAAUUACUCUGACUGCUUCAGAAUUUAUGAUCCCAUCGUUGCUUCUUCUGAUGAUUUAUGGUGUUUUGGAGCCUCUGAGAUAGAUUCUUCAGCCAUAUUAAAGGAAAACAAAAUAAACGAUCAGCACUUGCAUCCUGUUGUCUGUAAGUAGGAAUGAAAGUGUUUUAGGCAAAUGGAACAUUCUGGCAUGAAGUGUUUAGGGGGAAAUUAGUCCAGUCUGCACACUUAGAAUCCCACAAUUAAAUUUCUUCCACUUUUCUACAUAGAACAUGCCUGUAUAGAAAUGAGUUAUAUUAAUUAUAUAAUUAUUGAUAUUACCCCUUUGUUCUAGUACUGUCUCAUGAAUGUAAUGGAUUUUGUACCUGUAUUUUUCUAUUUUCUAGCCACUCGGAUUUUUCUGAUAUGUGAUGGAAUUCUGCAAAGGAGAUUUACACUGCUUAUUCCGUUGUUUGCUACAACCUACAGUCAGAACAACAGUACAGACUUUUCUUUGAAGAAUUUAUGCAUAGCAGCAAUCUGUUCAACUGGUAUAUCAAGAGUUUUAUUUCUAAAAUUAUAUUAGCCUGGCUUUGCUGUAGGAUGCAAACAAAACUGUUGUGUUCUUGAAAAGCAAAGAUGGUUGAGAGAUUACGUAAACGAAUGCCAAACCCUAUGUACUUUGUAUAUUUAUUUCUAUUAUAUUUUUAUUGAUUUGCUUACCCCAAUAGUCUUAAUAAAGAAUAGUUGUGCUAAUAAUAGGAUGUAUGUUGUUAGCUUUCAAAGUUGUCAUUAAGUGAUCUUUAGGGCUUUUUCCUGAAUUAAGAUUAGGAAUUUUCCUUUCUGGAAGUUUCUACUUUGUGUGCUUGGAUCUAAUUUAUGUGAGAAGUACUGUAUUAUUUUAUAUGGACUCCGUUGUUUAUGCAUCCUUGCCUUACUGGACAGCCUGCUUAGAAGGGGGUCCCUUUGUCUCUUCCCUCCCCAUAACACUGCUGAUUCAGCAAAUAUUCCCUGAACACCUAAUAAAAUUAUAAAUAUUA
Molecule: messenger RNA, 7996 nt
Organism: Conger conger (European conger)
Lineage: Eukaryota; Metazoa; Chordata; Actinopteri; Anguilliformes; Congridae
Product: HMG box transcription factor BBX-like
Exons: 17
Coding region: 275-2980 (901 amino acids)
Biological process (GO): regulation of transcription by RNA polymerase II
Cellular component (GO): nucleus
Molecular function (GO): DNA-binding transcription factor activity, RNA polymerase II-specific; RNA polymerase II transcription regulatory region sequence-specific DNA binding
Source: RefSeq, a predicted model, not a curated record